This is a messenger RNA of Malus domestica (apple), 2768 nucleotides long. Its product is annotated as probable serine/threonine-protein kinase WNK3. The record is from RefSeq and is a predicted model, not a curated record. Gene Ontology annotation, biological process: protein phosphorylation; intracellular signal transduction. Lineage: Eukaryota; Viridiplantae; Streptophyta; Magnoliopsida; Rosales; Rosaceae. Gene Ontology annotation, molecular function: ATP binding; protein serine/threonine kinase activity. Gene Ontology annotation, cellular component: cytoplasm.
UAUCAUAGACGGCUUCGCUUUCACGUCCCAUUCUCUCUCUCUCUCUCUCUCUCUCUCUCUCUCUCUCUCCUCCUUUCACCUUCUCACACCUCCGCAAACGCACGCUCCUUCGUCCGCUUCUCCGCCUUCAUACUUCAGCACCUCCGACUGCCGGUUUCCUAAUACGGUGCGUAUUAGAAUUUGAUCCGAAUCGGGUCGUUCUCGGGUCGAUUUGCUUGGAAAAGACGAACGAGUCAUCGACAAUGCCACUGGAUUUGUCGUCGGAGCAAGACACCGACGAUGCCGAUAUCGAGUUCGUUGAGGUUGAUCCCACUGGUCGAUACGGUCGGUAUAAAGAGGUUCUAGGAAAAGGGGCUUUCAAGAAAGUAUAUCGAGCAUUUGAUGAAUUGGAAGGAAUAGAGGUAGCUUGGAAUCAGGUUAAGGUGGCGGAUCUACUACGCAACUCCGAAGAUUUAGAGAGACUGUAUUCGGAAGUUCAUUUGCUUAAGACUCUAAAGCACAAGAACAUAAUUAAGUUUUACAAUUCGUGGGUCGAUGCCAAGCAUGAGAACAUCAACCUUAUUACGGAGAUUUUCACUUCGGGAACUUUACGACAGUACCGGAGAAAGCAUAAGCACGUUGAUUUGAGGGCGUUGAAGAAAUGGUCUAGGCAGAUCUUAGAAGGCCUUUGGUAUCUUCAUAAUCAUGACCCCCCAGUAAUCCAUCGAGAUUUGAAGUGUGACAACAUUUUUGUCAAUGGGAACCAAGGUGAAGUCAAAAUUGGUGACCUAGGACUGGCUGCUAUUCUUCGACAGGCUCGUUCAGCUCACAGUGUCAUUGGUACUCCCGAGUUUAUGGCGCCAGAACUUUACGAAGAGGAAUACAAUGAGCUUGUAGACAUUUAUGCCUUUGGCAUGUGCGUGCUAGAGUUGGUGACCUUUGAGUAUCCAUAUGUUGAAUGUUCAAAUGCUGCUCAAAUAUUCAAGAAAGUGACAUCAGGAGUAAAGCCAGCAUCGUUGGCAAAAGUGACAGAUCCUGGAGUUAAAGCAUUCAUAGAAAAAUGCAUUGUGAAAGUUUCAGAACGCUUGCCUGCAAAAGAACUUCUUAUGGAUCCUUUUCUCCAAUCAGAUGACGAUCGUGAAAGUAUAACUCGCUCUCUACGACCCACUCAUUAUUCAGAAGGCAGUUCUGAUCAGAUUGAUAUCGAGACAAAGGAUAUGGACCCUUCUCAUGAGACAAAUCGGGACUUCAGUGUGCAAGGUCAGAGGAAAGAUGACACGAUAUUUCUGAAAUUACGAAUAGCAGAUUCUACAGGUCAUUUUCGAAAUAUUCACUUUCCAUUUGACAUUGGGGAAGACACUGCAAUUGCUGUUGCUAGUGAAAUGGUUCAAGAGUUAGACCUGACAGAUCAAGAUGUUUCAACAAUUGCUGAACUAAUCGACUCUGAAAUCCAUUCCCACAUUCCAGAUUGGGAUCGCGAAAAUUCUGGAGAUCAUAUUGAUGGUGAGGCCUCAACUCCUUAUAGCCAUGCUUCUGAGUAUAAUGAGGAUGCUUCCCCCUUGAUACACGAGGACCUUCUUUCUAGUAAUCUUGCAUUAGAAAGAUUGCCUUCAGGCCGCAAGUACUGGUGUGAAUCACCCAAGGAAGGCGGUGGAAAUUCUCCAGGGAAGUAUGUCAUUACCAAUUUGAAUUCUCCAGCGGAUCCAGUCACUGCAGGAGGUGCUGAAGAAAACGAGAACUCUCCUGGUAGCAGCCCUAGGGAGGAAGAUGAUGAAAAUGGUGCUGGCCCCUCAAAUUCACCAAAUGGUGGUGUUGAGGAAGAUGAGAAAUCUCCUGGUGGCCAUAGAGAGGAAAAUAAUCCAAAUGGUGAUGGAGCCUCUGAAUCACCGAGUGGUGAUAGUCAUGCAGCUACUAAUCCACAUCUUAUUAAUGGAGUUCAUCCAUUUGAAUCAGAAGAAGUAAAGAUCAUUGCCGAGAAACUUGAGAAUCUAUUGGUAGAACAGAAAAAGGAGUUAGACGAGCUCAAGAGGAAGCAUGAAUUAGCAAUAGCAGACCUAUUGAAAGAACUGCCACCAGUUUUCUGUCAAAAAGUUUUAGAUAUAUGUAAGAUGAGAUUUCCAGACUACAAAAUGCAGUAUGAGGGAGACAGCUAAACCAAUCAAUUUGCAGAUUCAGCAUCUCUUUUCCGUUUCAUAUCUCCACUGCCAAUGCCGGGAUAUAUAGAUUAUUCAUUUGAUUUUCCAGUGACAGAAACAGAAGUUGCAGAUAUAUCCUAUACUUCGGUAAAGGUUUAGCAAGUGAUAGAAACAGAAGAAGCUGUGUUUUUUGCUGCUGGAUGUGGAUAUUGAGGGAGAUUUGUAAUAUAGGUUCAGCAAGUGAUAGCCUGGAGGACAAUCAUUCUUGUCAUCUAGAUCAGCUUUAGAGUGACCCGGGAAGCCCUACAAAUUCCGGCACUUGGAACUCCCGCGAGGCAACUCAUCGAGUCUGAUAAGUCGAUUUGAUGCCUGAAGAUGAACAAGCUCGCCUACAUAUAACGAAUACGCGGUAGCCAUCACAUGGAGUACAUACCUGUACAGAUAAUUCUUUACCCUUCUUCUUUCAGUUAUACCUCAAAUCAGUGCGUUGAGCAAAUGUGAAAAUUAAUUUAAAUUUCUUAGUUUUGGGGGUUACGUGUUUGUCAAGUUAUUGUUGCGGCAUGCUUUGCCCUUGGUUUAUUGUUUAACUGCAUAAUAAUCAUAACAUGAAAGUUGAAAUUUAUAAUUGGCCCUUGUUUUUUCUGGAUUCCAAAA